AUGGAUUCAUUCUUGGACGACUCUUUCAACGAAGAUGAAGUCUCUGACUUCGUACCUGAUGAGGCUCCAAAGCCGAAGGCUAAGGCGAAAGCAGCUGCCAAACCCAAGAAAUUAACACAAACCACUCUCAAAACAAAGCCAGCGGCCAAGGCUACGAAGAAAAAGGCAAAGGCCGAUUUUGAGGACGAAGCAUCAGAUCGCGACGACAUCGACGACUUCAUAGACUCGGUCAUGUCCACGACACCUCCCAAUAAACCGAAGCCAAAGAAAGCACCGACCAAAAAGGCCGGCUCCAAACCAUUGGCAAAUGUGGCUAAUGAGUCCUUCGGCGGUGACGGUGCCGAUGACUUGGAUGCAUCUGAGGCUCCUACACAGACAGGUGCCGCCGAUAAAUAUCAGAAGCUCACCCAACUAGAACACAUCAUCAAACGUCCCGACACAUAUAUCGGUUCAAUUGAAAAGACCACGCAACAGAUGUGGGUUUACGAUUCUGCGACCGAGUCGAUGGAGUUCCGAGAAGUCACUUACGUUCCUGGUUUGUACAAAAUCUUCGACGAAAUCGUUGUCAAUGCCGCCGAUAAUAAGCAGAAUGACGAGAAUAUGGAUGAGAUACGAAUUACCGUUGAUCGGGAAUCUGGUGUGAUCAGCGUCUGGAACAAUGGACGUGGUAUCCCCAUAGAGGUUCACUCCAAAGAGCAAAUCUUCGUCCCUGAGCUCAUUUUUGGUCACCUUUUAACCUCCUCGAAUUAUGACGACGGACAGAUGAAAGUGACAGGUGGUCGUAAUGGUUUCGGUGCCAAGUUAUGUAACGUCUUCUCGACGGAAUUCACCAUUGAAACCUGUGAUUCGCGUCAAGGCAAGAAGUAUCAGCAGACAUGGACGGAAAACAUGAGCAAAAUGGGUAAAGCCAAGAUAACGGCCUCUAAAGUCGAUGAUUACACGAAAGUCACCUUCAAACCUGAUUACAAAAAGUUUGGCAUGGAAGGGAUGGAUGACGACUUCGAAGCCCUUGUGAAGCGCCGUGUUUACGACUUGGCUGGAACAGCCAAAGUUGCAGUCAAGUUGAACGGCAGUCGCAUUCCAAUUCGCAACUUUAAGAAAUACAUGGAAAUGUACACCAAGGCUAUCAAAAAAGAGCGUGGCGAAGAAGCAACAAAUGAUAAGAGCGAGAUAGUUACCGCCAGUCCUGAUCCUCGAUGGGAGGUCGGGUUCACGGUAUCAGAUGGAUCGUUCCAGCAAGUAUCAUUUGUCAACUCUAUUGCGACUACUUCUGGUGGUACCCAUGUGAACUAUAUCGCUGAUCAGAUCUGCAAUCGACUUGCAGAGGCCGUGAAGAAGAAGAACAAGCAAGGCGCUACUCUGAAAGCCUCACAGAUUCGCAACCAUAUCUUUAUUUUCGUGAACGCCCUGAUUGUGAAUCCUGCUUUUACAUCCCAGACCAAGGAACAACUGACUACUAAACCUAGUCAAUUCGGCAGCAAGUGCAUCUUGGACGAGGAUUUUUACAAGAAAGUCUUGAAGACUGAGGUGAUGACAAACAUCCUUCAUUUUGCUGAGAAGAAAGCGGAUCAGAUACUUAAAAAGACUGAUGGAGGACGUCGGUCACGGAUGAAUAACCCGAAACUCACUGAUGCCAACAAAGCUGGUACCAAGGAUGGUCAUCAUUGUACUCUGAUCUUGACCGAAGGUGACUCGGCCAAAGGCCUAGCAAUGGCUGGUCGUGCUGUUGUUGGUCCUGACCUGUUCGGUGUUUUCCCUCUUCGCGGAAAGCUCCUCAAUGUUCGCGACGCAUCAAUUGACCAAAUUUCUAAGAACGCGGAAAUUCAAAAUAUCAAGAGUUUCAUAGGCCUACAGCACAAGAAAGAAUAUACCGACACUAGGGGUCUCCGUUACGGUCAUCUCAUGAUCAUGACUGAUCAGGAUCAUGACGGUAGCCACAUCAAGGGUCUAUUGAUCAACUUUCUUCAAGUGCAAUUCCCUAGCUUGCUCAAGAUCCCCGAGUUCUUGAUCGAAUUCAUUACUCCAAUCGUCAAAGUGUGGAAGGGCGACCCCAAAAAUCCUACUAAGUCGAAAUCCUUUUUCACCAUGCCCGAAUAUGAACAAUGGAAGGAAGAACAUAAGUACGAUCGUACUUGGCAACACAAAUAUUACAAGGGUUUGGGUACUAGUACCACAGAGGAUGCUCAAAUUUACUUUAGAGAUCUAGACCGCCAUUUGAAGGAGUUCCACACAAUGCAGGAUCACGAAGCUCAGCUUAUAGACCUGGCUUUCUCCAAAAAGAAGGCAGACGAGCGAAAGGAAUGGCUUCGGCAGUACAAGCCAGGCACUUUCCUGGAUCAUUCCACCAAGCAGAUUACAUACACAGACUUUAUCAACAAAGAGCUGAUCCUCUUCAGUAUGGCCGACAAUCAGCGAUCUAUCCCUUCAGUUGUGGAUGGUCUCAAGCCUGGUCAGCGCAAAGUCUUGUACACCUGCUUCAAACGAAACGUCAAGAAGGAUAUGAAGGUUGUUGAGUUGGCAGGUCACGUUUCUGGUAUGACCGCUUAUCAACAUGGUGAUACAUCAUUGCAACAGACGAUUGUUGGCCUAGCUCAGACAUUCGUUGGAUCUAACAACUUGAAUUGUUUGGAGCCCAGUGGUAACUUCGGUAGUCGUCUCCAAGGUGGUGCCGAUUGUGCUAGUGCUCGUUACAUUUACACUCGCCUGUCACCAUUUGCACGACGUGUCUUCCACCAAGCCGAUGAGCCGCUUCUCACUUACAAUGAGGAUGACGGAGAAAAGAUUGAACCAGAGCUCUAUGUUCCUGUGGUUCCUUUGAUCCUGAUCAAUGGUGCUGACGGUAUUGGUACUGGAUGGAGUUCGUCUAUUCCCAACUAUAACCCUGAGGAAGUUGUCGCCAACCUCAAGCGCAUGAUGGAUGGAGAAGAACCCGAACCCAUGCAGCCUUGGUUCCGUGGCUUCAAGGGUGAAGUCACUCAGCAGGGUCCUGAUCGAUACAAGUUUAGUGGUCUGAUCAAGGAAGUGAGCGAUAAGGAGGUGGAAAUUACUGAACUCCCCAUUCGCACUUGGACUCAGGACUUCAAAGACAAGCUGGAGGAUAUCAUCAAAGCCGAAAAGACACCGUCGUUCAUCAAGGACUACAAGGAUUACAACACCCACACCAAGGUCCAUUUUGUGAUCCAGAUGGAUGAAAAGCACCUGAAAGCUGCAGUAUCGGAAGGCCUGGAAGAAAAGUUCAAGCUUUCAAGGACCAUUGCAACUAGCAACUUGGUGGCAUUUGAUCCAGAAGGUCGCAUUACCAAGUACGCGACAGUCAGCGACAUUUUGAAGGAGUUUUACGCUGUACGCCUUAAAUACUACGAAAGACGCAAGCAACACCAGCUAUCAGAACUACAGAAGGAAUUGGACAAGUUUACAAACCAAGCACGUUUCGUGCAAAUGAUUAUUGACGGAAAGCUUGUCAUUUCUAAGAAGAAGAAGCCUGUCCUCAUUGCUGAAUUGAAGGAGAAAGGAUUCAAGCCUUUUCCUAAAGUCUCCGAAGCUGUUAAAGCCGGUGAGACUGAACAAGUUGUGGAAGAGGACGAAAGUUCUGAAGAAGCAAAUGUUGAGGUGGCUUCGAAUGCCUACGAUUAUUUGCUCGGGAUGGCUAUCUGGUCUUUGACGCAGGAGCGUGUCGAAAAGCUUCUCCGCCAGAUUGGGGAGAAAGAGACUGAAAUUGAUGAACUGAUCAAGCUUAGCAAGGAAGACAUAUGGCGUCGCGAUCUUGACGAUUUUAUCAACGAAUGGCGCUUCCAACUCGAAGAAGAGCAGCGCCGUGAACGUAAAGUAGCAGGCAUGGGUCGGCGCCAAUCGUCUAAGCUGAUGACUGCGGCCUCCAAGGGUCCAGGCAGGAAGCGCAAGAAUGACGACGAUGAUGACGACUAUGCUGCUCCAAAGAGUAAGAAGGUUGCGACAAGCAAGAAGGCUGAGGCAAAGGGAGGCCUAAUGAGUUACUUGAAGACCUCUCCCAAGCCUAAGAAGACAGCUCAACAGGGUGGCGCUGACGACGAUAUGGAUCUCGACGAUGACUUUGAAGCAGAAGUUCUUCCUAAGAAGAGCCGUGCAGCCGCAAAACCUAAAGCUGCACCGAAGGAAGAAGAAGAAGAUGACGAUGAUUCUGACAUUGAAAUCAUUCCCAAGAAGAGCCGCGCAGCUUCAAAGCCUCCAGCGCCUCCGAAAGAGGGGGAAAACGACGACGAUGAUGAUGAUUUGAUUGAGGUGACAGCUGCAAAGACUGCAUCCAAACCUACUUCAAAGCCCGCCGCAAAAUCAGCAGCAGCAAAGGAAACAAAGGGUCGUCCCACAGCCAAGAAACCGGUUAAAUACACGGUGUCGAGCGAUUCAGAAAGCGAAUUUGGAGAUGACCUCUUGGAUGACGUGAGCAGAAUGGUGAAAGGAAUUGGAGAUUCCAACGGAAAAGCUAUGAUCUCAGAGUUUUCUAAACCUGGAACGAGUGCAGCUCUGAAGAAGUCUGGUGCCAGGGCUUCUAAGAUCAGCAGCGAAUUCGAUCCUGAUGAGACGGAUUACAGCAAGCUUGUCCCACAGCAGUCACCUCGUCGCUCACUCCUUGUCAAACAAAAGGAGAAAGUGAUAGAUGAUGACGAUGCUGAUGAGUCUCCUAAACCAGCCGCGAAAGCAAAGCCCGCAGCGAAGCCCAAGCCAGCUGCAACCACUACGGGAGUGAAGUCUCGCGGAGGCCCUAAGAAGGAUCCUGCUGCUGUUCCUGCUACUAAGAAGGCCCAACCCGCUGCUAAGGGAAGGGGCAAGAAGAAAGUUGUGGAAGACCUAUCUGAUGAUGAUAUCGACGCCAUGGCAAAUGAUAUCCUUGAUUCCGAUGGCGGAGCUGAUUUGGACGACGAACCAGUCAAGGCUCGUCCAUCACGCCGAGCUGCUACUACCAAGACUAAGAAGUAUGUGAUCGACGAUGAUAGUGAGAUGGAUGACCCUGCCGAUGAGGAUUCGGCGGAUGCUUUUGAUGACGAUGAUGAUUCCGAGUGA
Messenger RNA from Talaromyces stipitatus ATCC 10500, 5037 nucleotides. RefSeq names its product DNA topoisomerase II. Lineage: Eukaryota; Fungi; Ascomycota; Eurotiomycetes; Eurotiales; Trichocomaceae. Gene Ontology annotation, biological process: DNA topological change; sister chromatid segregation; resolution of meiotic recombination intermediates. Gene Ontology annotation, cellular component: nucleus. The transcript is spliced from 4 exons. Gene Ontology annotation, molecular function: DNA topoisomerase type II (double strand cut, ATP-hydrolyzing) activity; ATP binding; DNA binding. The record is from RefSeq and is a predicted model, not a curated record. Bases 1 to 5037 code for a protein of 1678 amino acids.